AAUCGAGUCACAUUUAAACGAAAAGUGAGGUUAACGAACCCAUUUUCAAACGCUCGCCUUAGCAUUUACUAGACAUGAUUUUAAGAUAAUUAUUUAAGAUGCACCGUUUCUUUAGUGUUAAAAAAACCAGUUUUGUAAACCUUCCAGUGGCUAGCUUUAAGGAACAUGGCUUUAAUCGACCGAUUUGCGGUGUUUGUCACAAGUUGCAUAAUAUACACAAAGGCUUGAAUUAUUCGACGAAACGCGACACGGCAGCGGAGGCGAGAGUUCGAAAACGAGCCGCGAAGAAAAUUCCAUCGUACGCCGAAAUCCUAGUGGUGACGAAGGGCAGCACCUCGCAACAGAAAGCGCCCGUUAAGGUGCUCAGUUUGCGAGAUCUGAAAUUUUUCACGAGAACAAAUUUGAACUUGGCCGAAUUGUAUAAGUUGAAAGCGUUACGAAAGGCGGAGAACGUCAACCAGCACACCUACCAUAAUUUGACGAUUAUUGAUCACGCACCAAUCGACGAUGUGAAAGCGCAGAUUGAGCUCGAUUUGAAAGCUACCGCAGCCAGUGUUCCACUUGUAGAGGAAGUGAAGCAGUCCGAUUCGGAAUGUGAACCUUUUGAAAGUUUAGAAAGAAUUCCAAGCAACCCUUUACAGCCAGAGGUAUUGGAAGAAGUUGAAGAUCACACACACACUCAAGAUGCGCAUCUCGUCGUACCCCCAACCGCUACCGAAGAGGUGAUUUCGAGAACGCUCACUGCAUAUAUCGAAGUAUGCAACUACCUGAAAUCGCCGCAACGCGCGCUGAACGCGCUCAUUUUCCACCGCAACCACAAGCACAACGCGAAAAAAGUAUUUCCCUCCAUUAAAAAUAUCAACGUCUACAACGGCUUAAUGCGAGGUUUCGCCGCGAAGGGCAACUACGAAAAAAUCGAAGAAAUUCUAAGCUACGUCGCCGAGGAGAGGAUCGACUUAAACGUGCAAAGUUACGCGGCGAUCUUCGAGUGCCUGGGGCGGAUGAACGCGGACGACGGCCACCUGAAACGGAUACGAUCGCACGCGUCCGAAGCGUACCGAUCGGGAAUAUCGUUCGACAGGAUCAUGAACGAGACGAUGUUCGUGAGCGAUCAGCGCGAUGUGGUCCUAAAGGCGAUCCGCAGUCAUUCGCCCAACUACGAACUCAAACCGUCUCUACCGCACUUACAGUAUUCGAACGAGUUAGUCAACGCGCUCAAUCAUCCCGAUCAGUUGAGGCCGCCGUCCGAAUGCGCCGCCAGAACCGAUGGCCUCUUUACAGGCGAAGAGUUGCGGGAGAGAAUUAAUAAGCAAAUCGAAAUUGAGAAGCAUGGCUACGUCACGGGGUUGGGUCAGUUUAAGUACAUUUUGGUUUAGGCAUAGCGUAAAUAC
Photinus pyralis (common eastern firefly) is the source of this 1391-nucleotide messenger RNA. RefSeq lists its product as uncharacterized. The transcript is spliced from 5 exons. NCBI's taxonomy places the organism in Eukaryota, Metazoa, Arthropoda, Insecta, Coleoptera, Lampyridae. Bases 99 to 1376 code for a protein of 425 amino acids. Gene Ontology annotation, molecular function: protein binding. The record is from RefSeq and is a predicted model, not a curated record.